Portunus trituberculatus (swimming crab) is the source of this 419-nucleotide messenger RNA. Its product is annotated as histone H2B-like. The transcript has a single exon. Lineage: Eukaryota; Metazoa; Arthropoda; Malacostraca; Decapoda; Portunidae. The coding region runs from base 48 to 419 and encodes 123 amino acids. Gene Ontology annotation, cellular component: nucleosome. The record is from RefSeq and is a predicted model, not a curated record. Gene Ontology annotation, molecular function: structural constituent of chromatin; DNA binding; protein heterodimerization activity.
UGCAACACAACACAACUCUUCGCAAGUUGAACGACGCCGUUACUACCAUGGCUCCCAAAGUAUCAGGAAAGGCUGCCAAAAAGGCUGGCAAGGCUCAGAAGGCCAUAGCCAAAGGGGACAAGAAGAAGAAGCGGAGGAGGAAGGAAAGCUACUCCAUCUACAUCUACAAGGUGUUCAAGCAGGUCCACCCCGACACUGGCGUGUACUACAAGGUUAUGUCAAUCAUGAACUCUUUCGUGAACGACAUUUUCGAGCGCAUCGCUGCCGAGGCAUCCCGCCUGGCACACUACAACAAGCGAUCCACCAUCACCAGCCGGGAAAUCCAGACUGCCGUCCGUCUCCUUCUGCCCGGCGAACUGGCAAAGCACGCCGUCUCUGAGGGCACCAAGGCUGUCAGUAAGUACACCUCCUCCAAGUAA